Penicillium manginii is the source of this 1497-nucleotide messenger RNA. RefSeq names its product cytochrome P450. The record is from RefSeq and is a predicted model, not a curated record. Gene Ontology annotation, molecular function: heme binding; monooxygenase activity; iron ion binding. The transcript is spliced from 4 exons. The coding region runs from base 1 to 1497 and encodes 498 amino acids. NCBI's taxonomy places the organism in Eukaryota, Fungi, Ascomycota, Eurotiomycetes, Eurotiales, Aspergillaceae.
AUGGAGAAUCAAGUCAUUGAGAAGUCCGUCACAGCUAGAUGGAUGAUUAUACUGUCCCUGGCUUUGUUGGCAUUUGCCACAAAGAUCUUUUAUAAUAUUUAUUUACAUCCUUUGGCGAAUUAUCCAGGGCCUAGGAUAUAUGCAGCAUCAUCUUUUCCCGUGGCCUUUGCUCAGUUGAGUGGGAAAUACCAUCUAUUUACUCAAAAGGCGCAUGAAGACUACGGGACUGUCGUACGAAUCAGUCCAAACGAACUAUCCUUCAUCUCGGCAGCCGCAUGGAAUCAUAUCUAUGCCAGGCAUCAAGGGAACCCACCUCUUCCCAGAGACAAGACCUUCUUUAAUGAUAUGCUGGUGGAUAAGAAAACCUUAACUAUGGCCGACACCGAAAAUCACGCGCGACUUCGAAAAGCUAUGAAUCCUGCAUUCUCAUCCCGUGCGCUGGCAUCACAAGAGCCAAUAUUACAGCAAAACGUGGAGCUAUUCCUAGAAAAACUGCACGACCAUGCUACCCGUGGUCUGCAGCUAGAUCUGAGACUCUGGUACAAUUAUAUCACUUUCGAUAUGAUCGGAGAUCUUGCAUUCGGCGAAUCUUUCGGCUGCUUGGAUUCAUCCAAAUUCCACGCGUGGGUUCAGUUCGUGGUCGAUUAUUUUUAUGUGGCCACUUUACUUCAAGUUGUCCAUAGAUUUUGUCCUCUCAACAAGCUUCUUGCGGUUUUGAUACCUUCUUCGCUGAUGGAGCAGAAAGAGCAGCACGCUGGGCUGACCGCCGAAAAGGUCAAGCGACGUAUGAAGCGGAGGACAGAUCGAUUAGAUUUUGUCCAUCCAUUGAUUGAAGCAAGGGACAGCGGCGCAAUUUCUACCGAUGAAAUCGAGCAGCAGGCUAGCAUCUUGAUACUCGCAGGAGGGGAGACAACCUCGAUAGCUUUGACAUCAGCCACCUUUCUGCUAUUGCAGAAUCCCGACAAAAUGGAGAAUUUGACCAAGGAGCUCCAGACUCAUUUCCAGCACGAGUCCGAAAUCGAUGUCUCGUCCAUUAAAAAGCUGGUUUAUCUUCAAGCCGUGAUCCAAGAGACCCUUCGAAUGUUUCCCCCGAUCACAAACGGGUUUCCUCGGCAGACAAUUAUCGGUGGGGUCCAAAUCGAUGGUCAUGUUGUACCUGACCAGACUGUUGUGAAUAUCAGCCACUGGAGUGCCUAUCGCAGCGAGCGUAACUUUUCAAGGCCAACCGAGUUCCUUCCGGAACGUUGGCUUGGAGAAGAUCCGCAAUUUGCUACCGAUGUGAAGGAUGCAUUUCAGCCUUUCUCGGUUGGGCCUCAAAGCUGCAUAGGAAAAAAAUUUGCCUAUGACAGUAUGAAAAUUAUCCUUGCACGCACCUUGUGGAGGUUCGAUAUGAAACUGGAUUUGAUUAGCAAGGAGAAGUAUUCGCAACCUCAAGUUUCCUAUGUUUCAUUCCACCAGUCUCCACUCUUGGUGACUCUGGUAGACAGGGAAACCUAG